Messenger RNA from Xenia sp. Carnegie-2017, 2845 nucleotides. RefSeq names its product ATP-dependent RNA helicase DBP2-like. Gene Ontology annotation, molecular function: RNA binding; RNA helicase activity; ATP binding. Gene Ontology annotation, biological process: mRNA splicing, via spliceosome. NCBI's taxonomy places the organism in Eukaryota, Metazoa, Cnidaria, Anthozoa, Malacalcyonacea, Xeniidae. The record is from RefSeq and is a predicted model, not a curated record. Gene Ontology annotation, cellular component: spliceosomal complex. The transcript is spliced from 2 exons. The coding region runs from base 169 to 1629 and encodes 486 amino acids.
AAUUUUACAAAUUUAAGGAGUUUAAUGGAAAUCUGAGGAAUUUUUAAGCAUUUUCUAAGGAACUAGGAAAUUUGAUUGUGAGAGCACUGUAAGUGGUUUUUCCAAUGCAAACGACACUCUCGGUGCCAUAAAUUCCAUGCUCACAUUUUAAUUAAAUAAUUGUCGAGAAUGGCACUACCGCCCCGACACGAAAAUGUUGGAGGUGAUGGCGUACAGUUCAAUCCUAUUAGACAAAAACGAAAGCUUAAUGAAAGAAGAAAUGACCGUGCUGUUUCUAUUUAUGACAAGAACUUUGUCGGCAAUACAAUACCAGAGCACGAAGUGGAAAAUUUACGUUGGAUAAAUGGAAUUGAAGUUAAAGGUCUGGACUGCCCUGCACCAAUCACAAGUUUUGAUGAUCUAAAUUUGGAUCAUUCUGUGUUAAACUAUCUUAAAGAAUCAAGGUUUUUAAAACCAACACCAAUUCAAAUGCAGUCCCUGAGUUGCUCACUUACUGGUAGAGAUGUUAUUGGCCUUGCAGAAACUGGAUCUGGAAAGACAUUAGCCUAUACUUUACCAUUGGCUUUGUGGUUGAAAGAAGAAGCACCAAAAACCUAUGGACAACCUCCAAUUGCAUUGAUUGUUGUACCAACGCGUGAAUUAAUGCAGCAAGUAUUUCUUAGUGUGCAAAAUAUUUUAAACAAUGUACAUGUCAAUUGUGAACUAAACAAUGACGAGUCAGCAGCAUAUGUUUCUGCCACAAAAUACAAGGUAGUUGGUAUUUGUGGUGGUAUUUCAGUGCAAAGUCAAUGCCAACAAAUUUCUGCUGGUGUAGAUGUGGUAGUUGGAACACCUGGGCGAUUAUUAGAUCUAUGUGAACGUGGUGUUCUUGUGCUAUUUCGAGUCAAGUACUUUGUUCUAGAUGAAGUUGAUAGGAUGCUUGGGAUAGGACUUGAAGAACAAUUGAGGAAGAUGGUGGCUCUAGUUACUUCACAUGAUAGACCAUGUCAAACUUUGCUAUUCACUGCUACCCUUCCUGAAUCCUUAAAGAGGUUAGCAAGGUCUGCUGUGGUAAAUCCUGUGGAGAUCAAAGUGGGAUUUACAGAAGUAACAGCACCAAAUAUUCAACACAUAGUUGUGUUUCUACAUUCAUACGAGAAACCAAUCAAACUAUUGGAAAUUCUCUAUCAGACUCCAUUUCCUCCAGUAAUUGUGUUUGCCUCGACCAUUCAAAGAGUUGACUAUCUUGUUGAGCAUUUGAGAAAGGAACAGUUUCAUGUUGCAGGUCUACAUUCAGAAAAAACUCAAGAUUAUAGAUUUCGGCUUAUGACUGGAUUUAAAGAUGGCAAAGUGGAUGUACUUGUGGCUACAGAUUUGGCAUCACGUGGACUUGAUAUUCCUGAAGUAACACAUGUUAUAAAUUAUGAUCUUCCAGAUACAAUAGAGGAUUAUAUUCACCGUUGUGGUCGCGCUAGCAGAAUGUCAAGCAAUGGAAUGGCAACAUCUUUUCUAACACUAGAUUGUAAAAUUGCUGGUGAACUAAGAGAAUUGUUAGAAACAUUGGAACAACCUUUACCUAAAGAACUAGAAAAUGUUAAAUUGUUUGGGAAAAAUGUUUUGAUCACAGAAUUUGGAGACAGGUGCAUCUAAUGAUACAUACUCUUGUUCAGUUUACUGAACCAUGGGACAUGUAGGUAUUUGAAAAAUAAAAAAGAUAAUGAAUUUUUAAAUUUUUUUUUGCUUUCACCCAAACAAUAGCUGAUAAUUGGUUUCAGCAAGAACAUGAAAGAAAAGGAUUUUGUAUGCAUUUCAAUGUUAUUUGUACCAGAGAGUUUUAUUGUCAAUUUCAUGUUUGACACAAAAGGUCAAAAGUUCAAGAUUUAAAAUAUCAAAUUUCAAAAUAAGGGAAAAAUAAUGGUGAGACCUGGUUAUAAAAAUACAAAAUGUCUAAAUUUAAGCCGGAAGAGUUUAUGUUGGAACCAAGUGAAGAUUUAUUUGAAAGACCGAGGGAAAGAAUGAUGUGUAGGAGUGGUAACCACAGUUGAGACAGAAUCAAAUAAUAGUUUAAACAAUAACAAUGAUGAUGGAAUAGAAUGCUACAAUCUGUCUGAGUCGACCAAACUACACAAUUCUGAUGUACUACAAAAUAUGAAGUUAAAACUUGAUCAUCUUGAUGAAGGAAAACGAAAUCACGUGACUAAACCUGACAAUAACCGAUUCCACGGAUGAAUGAUUGUAUUGACCAAAUGGGAAAUGCUAAAUAUGUUUCUAAAUUUGAUUUACUAAAAGAAUUUUGGCAAAUUCCUCUUACUGAACAUGCUAAAGAAGUUUCAGCUUUUGUUACACCACAUGGCUCUUUCAAUACAAAGUUAUGCCAUUUGGCAUGCGUAAUUCUCCAGCAACUUUCCAAGGGCUUAUCACCAGUCUCAUUGCUGACAUUGAUGGUAGUGAGGGUUACAUUGAUGAUGUCAUAAUUUACAGCCAUACUUGGGAAAAACAUUUAAUGAUUAUCCAUGAAUUCUUCCAACGUUUAAGCAAAGCUAAUCUAACAGUCAAUUUGUUGAAAAAUGAAUUUGGUUGUGGCCAAGUUACUUAUUUAGGGCAAAUCGUGGGUCAAGGUAAAGUCAAACCAGUUGAUGCUAAGGUACAAGCUAUAGCCAACUUUCCAGAACCAACUACAAAGAAACAUGUCAUGCGUUUCUCGGUAUGGCGGGACACUACCGAAAGUUUUGCCCAAAAUUCUCUUCUGUCACUGAACCAUUGAUAGGCCGUGAUCUGUGCCUCAAAAAUAUGCUUUAAAAAUGAGUUUCGUUGGACACCUCAAGGAAGGUCGCAAAAUUUUCAAAAUAGAUAGAAAGUCACUUGC